GCAAAACUUGGCAUCGCUUCUGACUGCUUCGCUUAAAAGUUUUAAAAAUGCUAAUUUUAAGUACAAAUAUAGUCCUCCGCCACGCGUGCCUUGUAAAAUUGUGUAAACUGAUCUAUAUAGGAUUCUUGGUCGACACAGUCCUGUGCGCACGGGGCAGCAGAGGACGAACGACAGAAAAACAAAGCGACGCGGGAGUAACAGAGUGAGAGGAUGCGGCGUUAGCAAAGCCUACUGUCCGAAGCUUCAAAUAAAUAGAAUAAAAAUGAAGUUGUACUGUCUGUCUGGUCAUCCCACGUUGCCUUGCAAUGUCCUCAAGUUCAAAUCCACCACUAUCAUGCUGGACUGUGGUCUGGACACCACGUCUGUCCUCAACUUCCUGCCUCUUCCUCUCGUGCACAGUGCAAGACUCUCCAAGCUACCUGGUUGGAUUUCAAAAGAUGGAACAGUAAACCUGGAGAAGGAGCUGAAAGAAUGUGCAGGAAGAGUGUUUGUGGACUCACAGCCAGAGUUCUGUGUUCCAGAGAGAGAACUGCUGGAUCUGUCUACGAUCGAUGUCAUCCUAAUCUCCAACUACCACUGUAUGAUGGCCCUGCCCUACAUCACUGAGCACACAGGCUUCACAGGGACAGUGUACGCCACAGAACCCACCCUACAGAUUGGCAGACUAUUGAUGGAGGAACUGGUGAACUUUAUGGAGAGAGUUCCUAAAGCCCAGUCUGCCACCUGCUGGAAGAACAAGGAAAUACAAAGGAUUCUGCCAGGCCCACUGAAGGAUGCAGUGGAUGUGUGGAUAUGGAAGAGAUGCUACAGCAUGCAGGAGGUCAACUCUGCUCUUAGCAAAGUACAGCUUGUGGGUUAUUCACAGAAAGUGGAGUUGUUUGGAGCCGUGCAGGUCUCCCCGUUGAGUUCUGGGUACUCGCUGGGAAGCUCAAACUGGAUCAUCCAGUCUCAUCAUGAGAAAGUUUCUUAUGUGUCAGGUUCUUCUCUCCUCACGACUCAUCCACAGCCGAUGGAUCAGAGCUCCUUAAAGAACAGUGACGUCCUGAUUUUGACCGGUCUCACCCAGAUGCCCACCGCCAAUCCAGAUGGCAUGCUGGGAGAAUUCUGCAGUAAUCUUGCCAUGACAAUUCGUGCGGGAGGAAAUGUGCUGGUGCCGUGCUACUCCUCAGGAGUUAUAUAUGACCUGCUGGAGUGCCUGUACCAGUUUAUUGACAGCGCCAACCUGGGGACUACGCCUUUCUACUUCAUCUCACCGGUCGCCAAUAGCUCGCUGGAGUUCUCUCAGAUCUUUGCUGAAUGGCUGUGUCACAACAAGCAAUCAAAGGUGUAUCUUCCAGAGCCUCCUUUUCCCCACGCAGAGCUGAUCCAAACCAACAAGCUGAAGCACUACCCCAGUAUUCACGGAGACUUCAGCAGCGAGUUCCGUCAGCCCUGUGUGGUUUUCACUGGUCACCCGUCUCUACGCUUUGGUGACGUGGUCCAUUUCAUGGAGCUGUGGGGAAAAUCCAGCCUCAACACCAUCAUCUUCACUGAACCAGACUUCUCCUACCUGGACGCUCUGGCUCCUUACCAGCCGCUGGCUAUGAAGUGUGUCUACUGCCCCAUUGAUACACGACUCAACUUCCACCAAGUAUCAAAACUGCUCAAGGAAGUCCAGCCUCUUCAUGUGGUGUGUCCAGAGCAUUACACUCAGCCUCCAGCAACUCAGUCCCACCGCUCUGACCUGAUGCUGGAGCUGCAGCCGCCUCCAAUGCCCUACAGACGCUGCUCUGUUCUCAACCUGCCCUUCAGACGCCGCUAUGAACGCGUCUACAUACUGCCUGAGCUGGCAAACUCCCUGGUGCCAUCUGAGAUCAAACCCGGCAUCUCUGUUGCAACCGUGUCUGCAGUUCUUCACUCUAAGGACAACAAGCACACACUACAGUCGAUCCCUAAGCCCCCUCCAGUUCCUCCUAGCAAGAAGAGGAAGCGUGUGAUGGAGGAGCCUCCAGUGACACCGGCCCCCAAACCUCUGCUGAGCGGAGCUGUGCCCCUGGAAGCUUUCCUGACCACGUUACAAAAGCAUGGAAUCACGGAGGUAAAAGUGGAGGAGACGGCAGAUGGGCACAUUUUGCACUUGCAGGCAGAGGACACGCUGAUUCAGCUCGAAGAGGACGGCACACACAUCGUCUGUGACAACAAUGAGCCGCUGCGCACCACACUGAGGGACCUGGUGCUCCGCUUCCUGCAGAAACUUUGAACUUUGCCUUUUUUUAGUAUUUAAGUGUUGGACUAUGGACUGUCCCCAUGUUACAUAUAUAACAAUGUAACAUUUAUUGUGUUUACUGUAAACAUGUUCAUUUUUUUGUAAAAUUAUAUUUUGUAUUGAAACAUU
This is a messenger RNA of Betta splendens (Siamese fighting fish), 2374 nucleotides long. It is a transcript of the gene ints9, whose product is annotated as integrator complex subunit 9. Bases 263 to 2239 code for a protein of 658 amino acids. The record is from RefSeq and is a predicted model, not a curated record. Gene Ontology annotation, cellular component: integrator complex. Lineage: Eukaryota; Metazoa; Chordata; Actinopteri; Anabantiformes; Osphronemidae. Gene Ontology annotation, biological process: snRNA processing. The transcript is spliced from 18 exons.